CCGUCCAGUAGCGACCGUUUCCUGUUCUCUCUGACUCUCCUCUCCUCCGUCUCUCCAUCUGUCUGUCAGUGGAUCUCUGAGUGACAGCCAUCAUGUUCGUUGCUCCACCUGGCUAUCAGCCCGUCUACAACCCUAGUAUCCCCUAUGUGGGGCCGAUCUACGGGGGGCUGAGAUCAGGGAUGUCUGUUUACAUCCAGGGAGUCAUCCCUGACGAGAUCACCAGGUUCAACAUGAACUUGCAGUGUGGAGAAUCUGAGGGCAGUGAUAUCGGCUUUCACUUCAGCCCUCGCUUCGACAACUGGGACAAGGUGGUGUUCAACAGCUGCCAGGAAGGGGAAUGGGGUUCCGAGGAGGAGAUCCACAACAUGCCUUUUAGCAAGGGAGACGCCUUCGAGAUGGUUAUCAUCAUUAACCAGGAGGGUUACCAGGUGACAGUGAACGGACAAGACCUUCAUACGUUCAACCACCGUAUUCCAGUCGAGAGAGUCAACGCCCUGCAGAUCGGUGGCGACGCUUCCAUCCAGACCGUCAACGUCAUCGGGGGAGGAAAUCCUGCAGGUGAUCAAAUUGGGGGAAACCUACCGGUCAUGGAUGGACAGCCAAUAUUCAACCCUCCUGUCCCGUACACCAUCGUGAUUCCAGGAGGGAUGUCUACGAAGAAGACCAUCGUCAUCAGAGGCAUGGUGCCUCUAGGAGCUAACAGGUUCUCGAUUAACUUCAAAGUGGGCAGCUCAGGGGACAUAGCAUUCCACCUAAACCCUCGUGUGCAGGAGAGAGAGCUGGUGAGAAACAGUUUUAUUGGUGGGAGCUGGGAGACGGAGGAGAGAGAGAUCAGCAUCAACCCCUUCCUGGAGGGACAGUACUUUGACAUGUCUGUCCGUUGUGGGAACCAGCGGUUCAAGGUGUUUGUGAACGGGCAGCACAUGUGUGACUUCUUCCAUCGCUUCCAGAACUACAACCAGAUAGACACGGUGGAGCUGGAGGGAGACGUACAGAUCUCAUACGUACACUUCUGAGAUACUACACACACACACACACACAAUACUACACACACACACACAAUACUACACACACACAAAAUACUACACACACACUACUACUACACACACACAAUACUACACACACACACACACACACAAUACUACACACACACACAAUGAUUCAACAUUGUACUUCUGUAACCCAGACCGCAAUUAGAUGUUAAUUACAUCCUAAGACAUAAAAUCAAAGUAAUUACAUAGACAUGAUCCAGAUAGCCAUGAUCCACACAACGGUGUAAGGAAUACACUGUACACAUUUUAUUUCAUACAAAAUAAGUAUAAAAAAUCUGUUUUUUUUAAAACCAUCGAAGUGACAAUAAUAUGUGACUGUCACCGUAACAUAUUCUUCAUCUCCCCGUCAAUUACAUGGAAACCAAUGAGCAUCAUUUAUAAACCAAUCAGAUCACAGAAUACUGUCUCUACUGACUGCAUGAUAUGUUAAGACUCUGUAAAUCAGGAUAGGGAUGUUCCAUAUCGGUACCUUGGGGGAAUAUCGCUAUGUAAUUGCUAUAUACUGUACUUACAAAAUUCUACUUUUCUUUUGUCUUAAUAUUUUCCAAUUACAAUUUUGGUUAGUUGUAAAAAAUAAAAAAUAAAGUAUUUACAAAUUCACAUUGUGAAAAAUAAGUUUAACUCAUUUAUAGCAUUGUUGUGGGGCAAAAGCAUAAUUGAGCCUAAUGUAUGUGCGUUAUGGUGUACUGAACAACAUAUUGGAAUAAAGAAUAUAUGGAGAGGAAAAGCCUCAUCAAGACAUGA
Messenger RNA from Oncorhynchus kisutch (coho salmon), 1796 nucleotides. Its product is annotated as galectin-4-like. NCBI's taxonomy places the organism in Eukaryota, Metazoa, Chordata, Actinopteri, Salmoniformes, Salmonidae. The record is from RefSeq and is a predicted model, not a curated record. Bases 93 to 1016 code for a protein of 307 amino acids. Gene Ontology annotation, molecular function: carbohydrate binding. The transcript is spliced from 9 exons.